Messenger RNA from Tuber aestivum (summer truffle), 1400 nucleotides. The record is from the annotation of a GenBank genome assembly. Lineage: Eukaryota; Fungi; Ascomycota; Pezizomycetes; Pezizales; Tuberaceae.
AAAGCUUUCCACUUUCACACCUUCAGGCCGGUUCCAAACAGCUUCUGCAACUAGCCAACCAGCCAAUACCGCCACCACGACGGAAUAUUUGAUAGCAGCCAAUAUCUAGAUAUAGCUACUAGAUCCUUUAGCUAAGAGGAAUAGCAUCAUGGCCUCGAGCUCUAACAUGAACCCCUACGAUAACUAUGAGUCUAGCAGGAUCGAACAAGAUGUCAUCGACCCGGAUGAUCGUGAGCCCCCCCCACCCCUCCACAUAUGCCCCCAGAGAAGCUCGAAUAACCAACCCAACUCCCCUCGAUAGUCAAUGUCGAUGAUGACGACCCACUCGAAGCGACCUCUGCUACUACCCCGUUAAACCCCACACACCUCACCUCCGCUAUUCCCGGUGAAGAUCGUCGUGCGCCAAACAACACCUUGGACGAAUCAGUUUGGGACACGCUCUCUCGUGAUGUCCUCGCCGUCUGGGAGAAGAUGAAAGCGGUCCUCUGGCCAAAGUUCACGUUCAAGAAGUGGCCAGACGCAAACGACGUUCUAGAGUCCGGCGGUGGCUUUGGCAACGGUGGCGGUAGAGGGGGCGGGAUUAUUGGGGAUUGGGACCUUUGGGGCCCGUUGGUAUUCUGUUUGGCUCUCAGUACACUGUUGAGUUUUGCGGCGAGCGAUUCGCAGACUACGCAAGUGUUCGCAGGGGUUUUCUCCAUGGUUUGGAUUGGGGAGGCGGUGGUUACGGCGCAGAUUAAGUUGCUCGGGGGGAAUAUGUGGGUUUCCCCGCCUAUCAUGAGGUUUGGCUCACCAUGCUAAUUCAGACCUAUAGCUCUUUCUUCCAGUCGGUUUCUAUCAUCGGAUAUACGCUGUUCCCCGUCGUCAUCUGUGCUCUCCUCUCGGCUCUACACAUCCCGGCUAUCGUCCGUGUUCCCGUGUACUCUGUCCUGUACCUGUGGUCCCUUGCCGCUGGCGUUAGUAUCCUAGGCGGCAGCGGAGUCGUAAGGAAUAGAGUGGGUUUGGCAGUUUUCCCCUUGGGCAUAUUUUAUGGGGGGCUAGUUUGCUUGUGUCUAGUCAGUUAGAUGUGAUAAGACAUGAUUUAUAGGAUAAUACUCCCAGAUCACUAGGGCUCCUUUUCUUUUCUCCUUUUCCUUUCAUUGUUUCCUUGCAUGUUCUGGGGCUUUGCGCAUGAUUGCGCAGGACAAAGGGUAGCUUGUAUAUAAAUAUGGUAUUCUUCGACGGUGGCUCCCUUUUUUCUUCUGUUGUAACGGCAGUCUGUGAGAUAGAGGGCCGCAAAUGUCCCCAGAUAAAGUGAAGCAUUUAGGUAGGUGUAGGGUAGCUUCUAGUGCCCGAGUAGGGUUUGUAACCCGUACCUAGCUCACUUCCAUAGCGCACCAUUUGGUCCUUUCCACAUGUACUCC